AGGCAGUUUCCAGCCCACCCCAGGUCCCUAAGGGGCUGAUGAGGCUUUCCCUGAUAAGGCACGUGGUGCGAUUUCCACGGGGAUCUGGAGCGCCUUGCAGAAAGCCAACCUGCCCUGGUUUCCAGGAACUCAUUUGCAUUUCAUUGCGUUGGUUCCCAGGCUAGGGGCGGGGGGAGGAGACAGGGGAGGAGGAAAAAGGAGAGUUUCGAAGCGGUGGGGGCUGCCGCUGCAAUAGGAAUGAGCGCGCGGGACCGGCUGGAGAAUGUCCUGGAGGAGCUGGAAGAGAUGGACUUCAAGAAAUUCAAAGUGAAGCUGAACCGGGCCCAGCCGCCCUCGGGCUGCAGCAACAUCCCCCGGGGUCGGCUGGAGCGGGCAGACUGUCUGGAUGUCUGCAGCCUGAUGAUCAGCUACUACCUGGAGACCGGGGCCAUACAGAUGGCCAAGCAGGUGCUGGAGGACAUCAACCAGAGGGAACUGGCUGCCAGGCUGGAGCGAGUGUAAGAGGGGAAUCUAAUAAAAAAGAAAACAUCCCAGACAACAAAAUGCACUUUCCCCUCUAAAGAGCUGCAAAUCCUGCCACACAGAGACAGCAAGAAAACUCAUGAUCCUGACACCCACCUAGGUCUCUCAGCACAUGCCCUUGGUCAACGAUGAAGGUCACAGAAGCAUCGCAGACACCUUUCUCUGCCACUCGUGCCUCGCUCCAAUUCCUGCCUCGGCGUCUUAUGGCUUUUGUCUUUCCCUGCUGAGGAUGACCACAGAUUUCUACCAUUCCUAUUUUUUAUCAAAUAAAGAGAUAUUUUUACAGUUGUUA
Molecule: messenger RNA, 814 nt
Organism: Gopherus flavomarginatus (Mexican gopher tortoise)
Lineage: Eukaryota; Metazoa; Chordata; Testudines; Testudinidae
Product: pyrin-like
Exons: 2
Coding region: 238-501 (87 amino acids)
Cellular component (GO): cytoplasm
Source: RefSeq, a predicted model, not a curated record